Messenger RNA from Chlorocebus sabaeus (green monkey), 3687 nucleotides. It is a transcript of the gene HTR4, whose product is annotated as 5-hydroxytryptamine receptor 4. Gene Ontology annotation, cellular component: plasma membrane. Gene Ontology annotation, molecular function: G protein-coupled serotonin receptor activity. The record is from RefSeq and is a predicted model, not a curated record. Lineage: Eukaryota; Metazoa; Chordata; Mammalia; Primates; Cercopithecidae. Gene Ontology annotation, biological process: positive regulation of MAPK cascade; chemical synaptic transmission; regulation of appetite.
ACGACAGUAAAGAGUGGACUAUCAAUAUGGACAGGAUGAUUUAGGAAGACUUCAGGCAAACGGAAUCAUUGCCUCUGAAAAACUUGAGUCUUAUAUCCAAGGUGCUACGAAGCUCGCUCUGAACCCUGCUCCCAAACUCUCCCCGCUCUGGCAGAGGCAAAGGCAUAAGAAGGAAGUAAACUAUACAGGGACAGGAUUUCCCUGGCACAGACACCACGAACGCUUUCAUGUUUAUUAUCUUUGAAUAGAGGAAGUCGGCACUCAGAGAGGCUAACCAACUUGUCCAAGGUCACCCAGGAGCCUGCAGUCAACCCAGGGCUCCCUCCUGACCUCCAUCAGAUGGGCAGCGCUCCCGCCAGGGAGGGCGCGUGCUGGCCAGCCCGGGGCGGGUGAGAUCGCCCCAGCCCGCCUCUGCGCCCACUCCCCUGUGCGCCGUGCUGGCAGAGCGGCACCCCCGCUGUCCCUGGCGCCCAGUGGGGGCGGCAGCGGGCAGGGCAGCGGGGACCACCGGGGCUGGGGGCUGUUGAGCCCGUGGAGUCCGGCUCGGUUGGGGAGAAGAACGAUGCGCGGCGAGCCCAGGUGAUCCGGGGCUGGGGUCCUGCGUCCACAGUCCCUGGCCCGCGCCUCGAGCCCGCCGGCUCCCCAGCGCGGGGGCUGGAGCCCGCACCCGAGGGGGCGGUGGGGAGGGCGCAGGCAGCUGCUGGGAGCGCAGCGGCAGCGGCGGCGGCAGAAGCUCGGCUCGGCGGCUGGGGGUGGCCGCUUGAAUCUGCCAGGGCGCCUCGCUCCGUCGCCUUCGGCAGCGGGACCCUGUGGGCACCGAAAUCCGACUCACUCAUGCUUAUUUCCUGUAAUGGACAAAUUUGAUGCUAAUGUGAGUUCCAAGGAGGGUUUCGGGUCAGUGGAGAAGGUCGUGCUGCUCACGUUUCUCUCGGCGGUUAUCCUGAUGGCCAUCUUGGGGAACCUGCUGGUGAUGGUGGCUGUGUGCUGGGACAGACAGCUCAGGAAAAUAAAAACAAAUUAUUUCAUUGUAUCUCUUGCUUUUGCGGAUCUGCUGGUUUCGGUGCUGGUGAUGCCCUUUGGUGCCAUUGAGCUGGUUCAAGACAUCUGGAUUUAUGGGGAGAUGUUUUGUCUUGUUCGGACAUCUCUGGACGUCCUGCUCACAACAGCAUCGAUUUUUCACCUGUGCUGCAUUUCCCUGGAUAGGUAUUACGCCAUCUGCUGCCAGCCUUUGGUCUAUAGGAACAAGAUGACCCCUCUGCGCAUUGCAUUAAUGCUGGGAGGCUGCUGGGUCAUCCCCACAUUUAUUUCUUUUCUCCCUAUAAUGCAAGGCUGGAAUAACAUUGGCAUAAUUGAUUUGAUAGAAAAGAGGAAGUUCAACCAGAACUCUAACUCUACGUACUGUGUCUUCAUGGUCAACAAGCCCUACGCCAUCACCUGCUCUGUGGUGGCCUUCUACAUCCCAUUUCUCCUCAUGGUGCUGGCCUAUUACCGCAUCUAUGUCACAGCUAAGGAGCAUGCCCACCAGAUCCAGAUAUUACAACGGGCAGGAGCCUCCUCUGAGAGCAGGCCUCAGUCAGCAGACCAGCAUAGCACUCACCGCAUGAGGACAGAGACCAAAGCAGCCAAGACCCUGUGCAUCAUCAUGGGCUGCUUCUGCCUCUGCUGGGCACCAUUCUUUGUCACCAAUAUCGUGGAUCCUUUCAUAGACUACAGUGUCCCUGGGCAGGUGUGGACCGCUUUCCUCUGGCUCGGCUAUAUCAAUUCCGGGUUGAACCCUUUUCUCUACGCCUUCUUGAAUAAGUCUUUUAGACGUGCCUUCCUCAUCAUCCUCUGCUGUGAUGAUGAGCGCUACCGAAGACCUUCCAUUCUGGGCCAGACUGUCCCUUGUUCAACCACAACCAUUAACGGAUCCACACAUGUACUAAGGGAUGCAGUGGAGUGUGGUGGCCAAUGGGAGAGUCAGUGUCACCCGCCAGCAACUUCUCCUUUGGUGGCUACUCAGCCGAGUGACACUUAGGCCCCUGGGACAAUGACCCAGAAGACAGCCAUGCCUCCGAAAGAGGGCCGGGUCCUAAACUGCUGCUUGCGCGCGACUGCACCCGGUAUUCUCUUCACCUGAGGCCUUCCGUCCGCUGGUGCAGGAACCCGGUGCACGCUGGGCUUUUCCUCCGAGAUUCCAGCAGGUGGCGCUGGAGGGAGUCAGAGGACAUAAUGGCCUCCUUGUUCCCUUUUUAUUUCCCAGCACUCCCUCUUCCCAGAUUCUCUGCUCUUGCCGCAUGGUCUCUGGUGUUUCUGACAUGUUCCCAUCACUCACUGUGUCUGGUCUGUCUCACUCACGUUCUAAGCACGAUAGCUUGUUGUGUCCUAUCGCGGUCACUGAUGUCUGCAAACACACCUUCUUUGCUGUGUGGGCUCACAGAUAUCAACAAAAUACUCCCUCUCUGCUCCUGUCUUAGCCAGAGUCCUCGCUCCUGUCUUGCUUACUUGCUUGGUCACGUCCGUCACAGCCAUGUUCAAGCUAUCCCCUGUCUCUUCUUCACCCUGUUCUGUGCCAGACGCUAACACAGUUUUCUCCCUGUGUCUGGGUCCAAACGUGCAUCCUCUUGGCCGGCCCCCUUGUCAGUCCCAGACAUCCAUUUGCUCUUCCUUAUGUCCAAUGUCCGUCUUCCUCUUCAAGACAUGCUCCAUAUAUUUUCCAUGGAAGACACAGGGUCAGAGAUCUGUCAGAGGAAAAUGGUCUCCACAGCAACUCCGGAGGGAAACUGAAGACAGAUAGCUUCCCCCUGGUGUCCUGGUCGCUGGCGUGUCUGCCCUGAGAUGCUCACUGUCCUGCUGGGCUAGAACGGGACAUCUUCUAAAGAGCCUUGGGCAGGGCUAGCAACAUCGUAGGUGUUUAUUAGGCUUCAGGAUCUUUCCUAUGAACUUGUGAUGUCAUUUUAAAACCUUUCAAUCUGGCUUUGUUGCUCCCAAAGGAAGAGAACUGUUAGAAGUUAACACUGGGUAGACUCAUUUUCCCCUACAGCUCCCCCCAGGUGCAGGAGGGCAGGAUCCAGCAGUACUGGGGAUGCGUAGGCAAUGCUGGACUUGAAGCCAGAGGACCCAAGUUGCCGCCCUGGCUGUGCUGCUAACAAGCUGUGAGAUCUUGAAUACUGUUUUCUCAUCUCUGGACCCCACUUGCCACAUCUGUGCACUCAAGCUUGGACUAGAGGGUCUUUAAGUUUUCUUUCUGUUUCUAGGACAACAGGAUGCUGCUAUAGCCGUCUGCUACCUCGAGAAGCCAUGGCCUGCCUGCCUUUUGGCUUUGUUUCAAAGGAAAGACCCUCCUCAUUUGGGCCUUUUAGACCCCUGACCUUUCCAGCAUUUUCAUUUAGAUUAACCUGUAUGUCUUUUAUUCAAAGCUGAUCAGUGGCUCUUGCGAAUGCCCCAGAGCAAAAGUCCCUGGAAGGUAAAUGCCAAACCCAGAGCCAUGUGAGAUUCUGACUUUGAUCUUGGCUGUGGUUUGAUAGCAUCUCAGGAUUAUUUAUCAUACUCUCUUUUUUUCUUGUUGCUUAUGAAGUGUCAGUUAUUGUUUCCAUUGUUGUUUACUUUAGUUCUGGAACUGAAACUGACAGGAAGAAACUUUGGAAUACGGAAGAGAAGAUUGACCAAACCAUCCAAAUGCCAAAAAGGAAAAAAAAAAAGAAAGAA